Molecule: messenger RNA, 3113 nt
Organism: Adelges cooleyi (spruce gall adelgid)
Lineage: Eukaryota; Metazoa; Arthropoda; Insecta; Hemiptera; Adelgidae
Product: protein SPT2 homolog
Exons: 6
Coding region: 286-2766 (826 amino acids)
Biological process (GO): regulation of DNA-templated transcription; nucleosome assembly
Cellular component (GO): nucleolus
Molecular function (GO): histone binding; DNA binding
Source: RefSeq, a predicted model, not a curated record
AGUAAGUAGUUUAAUGUAAAUUGUAGUCAAUACCUGCUUUAUAAUCAUUAAUUUAUUCUUCUUGUGACUUGUUCGUAUCACCGAUCAAUAUUUACUCACAUUAUUAUUGUUUCCAACAGAACACAACUACGGCCGAAACAUAUCUAAUUAUAAUUUUAUAUUUAUUUUAAAUUGUUCUCCUAUUUGUACAGAAUUUUAUAAAAAUUUCACUGUGAACAUGUUUUGCGAAAAAAAAACAAAUGUCCUAUUAUAUAAGUGAAUGGAUAAGCUUUCUUUUACACAGGCAUGGACUUCAACACGUUACUCUAUCAAGCACAAAAAAAUAAUAACAAAGACAGUUAUGUCAACUAUUUUAAAGCAUCGUUGGAUCCUCCGAAAAAAGAGGCUAAGGAAAAAAAGUUAUCGGAUAAUAUAAAACGGUUUUUAGUUAAAAAGGAGGAAGAGGAUAACAAAAAGAAAUUGGAAGAGAGAAAAAAGAAAGAGGAAUUAUUAUCACUUCGCAGUCAAGAUAAGAAAUCAUUCAAACGUGUGCAGUCUAUGUUGAAUCGUACUAAAUCAGCAAACAAAGCCGUUAUAGACGAUGCCAAAGAUGAUGUUAAUACUUCAGUUACCAUUGCAGGCUAUCAACAACCUGACGAAGAUGACUAUGGCUAUGUUUCAAAAGAUGCUAUGGAUAUUUACAAUAAUAUUGUAAACAAAUAUGUUAAUACACCUGCAGAUUCAAGAAGUUCCAGAGUAGCUAAUCAUAAAUCAUGCGACAUCUCCGGUACAAAAGAUCGUGUAAAAGCAGCAUUGUUGAAAGAAGAAGAGGAUUUACUAUUGCCGCACAAACGGAAAAGAAAAACAAAAGAACAUGAAAAUGGUGAUGACCCACUGAGUGAUACAGAACCACCACAACAGAAAAAAAAUAAAUCUGAUAUGAGUUCAGAUAAACAUAAAAAACGACCUCCUCAACCUCCCCCUUUAAAUUUUCAAGAGCUACUCAAAAUUGCUGAGCAGAAACAACAUGAACCAGUUGUUGUUGAAAAAAAAGUUAAAGACAAUAUGACGCCAAUGAUGACUAAAAAAGAGCGAGAAAAAUAUUUAGAAGAAAAAAAAUUAGAAGAAAUGAGAUUAGCUCGUCGGCAAGGCAGAGUUGUGACAUCAUCAUCCGAUAAUAAAUCUAGAGAGUCAAAACAGAUGGAGAAAAUAAAAAAGCCAAUACCUUCUUCGACUAAAGUUGAUGUACAAGCCGAAGAGAAAUUAAAAAAAAGUUCAUCCGUUUGGGCAAAAAAUCUAAAAACUAGCAACGAACUCGAUAUCAACAAAAACAAGUAUAUUCCACGGCAAAUAAAUAGUUCUGAAAUGAGAUCCAACGGAACUCAUGACAAAUACAGUUCUAAAAGUUUAUUAGAAAAACGUGUACAGAAGGAAAAGAAGUAUGAUUCUAUAGAUGAACGGUAUUCACCAAAACCAAAAGUUACAUCAUCACACAAUGAAAAAUAUGUACCUAGGAGUAAAUCAAAUUCUUAUUCUGAUGAUAAAUACUACCAAACUUCAAAAUCUUCUGAUGAUAAAUAUGUGCCUAAAUGCAGAGCAGAUGAUAAAUACUUAUCAAAACCCAAAAUAGACCAAUAUUCACCUAAACCUAAGAGUUUAUCUGCCGAGAAUAAAUAUUUACCCAAAUCCAAAUCAAGCCAAUAUUCACCUAAACCUAAGCAUAGCAGUUUAUCUGCUGAUGAUAAGUAUUCACCUAAGCCUAAGAGUUUAUCUGCUGAGGAUAAAUAUUCACCCAAACCUAAAAUAAAUCAAUAUUCACCUAAAUCCAAGAGUUUAUCAUCUGCUGAUGAUAAGUAUUCACCUAAACCCAAGAAUUUAUCGGCUCGUGAUAAAUAUUCACCUAAACCUAAAACUAUAUCCUCUGGUAAUAAAUAUACCAUAACACCCAAGAAUUCGUCUUCUAGCAAUAGAUAUUCACCUAAACCCAAAAGUUCGUUAUCUGGCAAUAGAUAUUCAUCACAAUCUAAUAAAAAUGAAAAAUAUGUGCCCAGCUCAAAGACAGUGUCUGACGAUAGGUAUUCACCAAAACCUAAAAACAUACAAAAUACCGAGAAAUAUGUGCCCAAUUCACAAAAUGGUUCAUCUGCCAGUAAAUAUCCUCAAUCCAAAACCAAGUUACCAUCAAAUGAAAAACCUCUUCCUAGAGCCGGUAUGUCAUCUCAAGACAAGAGCUACAAAUCAAAAUCUGCAACUGCACACGAAAAAUAUGUACCUACAGUAGUCAAUAAGUCGAAAACAUUACCACCUAAUGUUAUGAAGCCAAAACAGUUCCCUCCUAAAGAUAUAGCGCCAAAGCAAUUCCCCCCUAAAGAUAUGAUGCCUAAACAGUUCCCACCAAGAGAUAUGAUGCCUAAACAAUUCCCACCAAGAGAUAUGGUAUCGAGACGGUUCCCUCCCGAAGACGUCAGGCGAAGACCUGAUCAUUCUAUGUCGAUUCGCAAUAAACGUCAAGUCAUUGAAUCGGAUUCAGAAGAGUAUGACUCUGAACUAGAUGACUUUAUUGAUGAUGGCCCAGAAGAAGAGGCAGACUACUCGAAAGUGAUUUCUGAAAUAUUCAGAUAUGACAAAUCAAAGUAUAGAGGAAUGGAUGACGAUGAUGAUGAAUGUAUGGAAUCCGAUUUCCGUACACUUCAAAAAGAAGAAUACCGUAGCACAAGAGCUGGUUUACUGGAGGAUCUAGCAGAUAUAAGAAGAGAAAAGCAAAUGAUGAAAAAACGAAAAAAAUAAUAUUAUUGUCUCAGUAAUUAUUUAUUAACAAAUAAUUGGUAAUAUUUUAGGACAUAUUUCCACUUAUAUUCUAGAAAUUAAUUGACAACCCCUUAAUAAUAACUUACUUAAUUUUUUCAUUUACUGUUACCACUUACCGUUGUAUAUAUUAUUAGGUUACUUACUAGUAUUACUAGUAUUUUAUUUAAAUUAUUUUGUUUCAAACCACUUAUUAUUGUUCAUUUUUUAAUGAAGUUAUAAAGUUAUUUGCAUGAUACGUAUAAAUCAUCAUCAAUAUUAUUUCUUUACAUUUUUAUAAUUUUAUAAAAAAAUUUGUUUUCCAAUUCAUAAUCCCACGUUUGUAACAU